Molecule: messenger RNA, 444 nt
Organism: Sorex araneus (European shrew)
Lineage: Eukaryota; Metazoa; Chordata; Mammalia; Eulipotyphla; Soricidae
Product: hemoglobin subunit epsilon
Exons: 3
Coding region: 1-444 (147 amino acids)
Biological process (GO): oxygen transport; hydrogen peroxide catabolic process
Cellular component (GO): blood microparticle; haptoglobin-hemoglobin complex; hemoglobin complex
Molecular function (GO): haptoglobin binding; oxygen carrier activity; hemoglobin alpha binding
Source: RefSeq, a predicted model, not a curated record
AUGGUGCAUUUUACCGCCGAGGAGAAGGCUGCUGUAGCCAGCCUGUGGGGCAAGGUGGACGUGGAAGUGGCCGGAGCAGAGAUCCUAGGGAGACUCCUGAUUGUCUACCCUUGGACACAGAGAUUCUUCGAUAAUUUUGGCAACUUAUCCUCUGUCUCUGCCAUAAUGGGUAACCCCAAGGUCAAGGCGCAUGGUAAGAAAGUGAUGACCUCUUUUGGAGAAGCCGUCAAGCACAUGGAUGACCUCAAGGAUGCCUUUGCUAAACUGAGUGAGCUGCACUGUGACAAGCUGCACGUGGAUCCUGAAAACUUCGUGCUUCUCGGAAACAUGAUAUUGAUUGUCUUGGCAACCCACUUUGGCAAGGAAUUUACCCCCCAAAUGCAGGCAUCCUGGCAAAAGCUGACAAGUGCUGUGGCUAGUGCUUUGGCCCAUAAGUACCACUAA